This is a messenger RNA of Melanotaenia boesemani (Boeseman's rainbowfish), 5401 nucleotides long. RefSeq names its product citron Rho-interacting kinase. NCBI's taxonomy places the organism in Eukaryota, Metazoa, Chordata, Actinopteri, Atheriniformes, Melanotaeniidae. The transcript is spliced from 40 exons. Gene Ontology annotation, cellular component: cytoskeleton; cytoplasm. Gene Ontology annotation, biological process: actomyosin structure organization; peptidyl-threonine phosphorylation. Bases 296 to 5338 code for a protein of 1680 amino acids. The record is from RefSeq and is a predicted model, not a curated record. Gene Ontology annotation, molecular function: protein serine/threonine kinase activity.
GGGUGGUGGUAAGGGUGAGCUGGUGACAAAGACGAGAGAGAGUGAGAGCUUACAGUAUGCGAUCACUGUUCUGCUGCAUUACUCUACAAUGCAAUUUCUACGUCGUCCUCUCCCUCCCUCAUUCCUCUCUGUAAGCAGUAAUCUCCGCUCACUCUCGCUGCCUCGCAGCUCUCUGCCCUGCCACAACGCAUCUCUCCCAUCGGCUCUACUUUUCCCCCACUGAGGAUGACAUCCACAAAUUUGAUGAACCAGCGAAGCUCUCAUUCUGGUUGGAGGCUACCAAGGGAGACCCCACAUGAACGGGCUUACUGGACAAGGAGGUGCCGCGUCUAAGGAGCUUCACAGAAAACCAAUCAGCUCUGCUUAUCUCUGGGUUGAGCAAGAGAUUUCACUGGUCCAGAGGAAGAUGUCUGACCUCGAGUCAGUGCUCCAGCAGAAGGACAUAGAGCUGAAGGCCUCAGAGACUCAGAGGACAAUCUUGGAACAGGACCUGGCAACUUACAUCACAGAAUGCAGUAGCCUAAAGCGCAGUUUGGAACAAGCACGUAUGGAAGUGUCCCAAGAGGACGAUAAAGCACUGCAGCUCCUCCAUGACAUCCGGGAGCAGAGCAACAAACUUCAAGAGAUCAAAGAACAGGAAUAUCAUGCUCAGCUGGAGGAGAUGCGAGUUUCCGUCAGACAGCUGGAGGAGGACCUGUCUGCAGCCCGUCGCCGUAGCGACCUGUAUGAGGCUGAGCUGAAAGAGUCUCGACAGGCCAAUGAGGAGCUGAAGAGGAAGGCUGCAGACUACCAGCAUAGGAUACAGAAGGCCAAAGAGCAAGGCAAAGCAGAAGUAGAGGAGAUGGUUGCCAAGCUGGAAAAGGCCAGUGUUGAGCAGCAGACAAAGAUCCAGGACCUACAAGAGAAGCUUGCCAAGGCACUGAAGGCCAGUGCUGAGGCAACUGACCUUCUUCAGAGUCUCAGAGUAGUCAAAGAGCGCCUGGAGCGGGAUCUAGAGAGGCUUCAGAAUAAGGAAGACUCCAGCGACAGCCUGCGCAGGCGUCUCCGUGAGACUGAGGAUGGAAGGAAGACUUUGGAGAACCAGGUGAAAAGGUUGGAGAUUGUUGAACGCAGAGAGACGAAGCUGAAAGAUGAGCUGCAGAGCAAGGCCCAGCAGAUUCAGCAGAUGACAGAUAAGAUUCUGGAGCUAGAGGAGAAUCUUCGAGAAACCCAAGGCACUGCCCAGAGGUUAGACACUCAUCUGAAACAGAAGGAAAAGCUCUUCGAAGACAAGAUAAAGGUGCUGGAGACUCAGAUGAAGGCGGAUAUGGCUGAUAAGGAGAUGCUGGAGUCCAGUCAGAGCAAAUAUGAGGAGGAGGUGCGGGAGAAGUGCAGCGUCAUCAGUGAACAGAAGGCGACCAUUAAUGCAAUGGACUCAAAAAUGAACAGCCUGGAGCAGAGAAUUGCUGAGCUGUCUGAGGCCAACAAACUGGCAGCCAACAGCAGCAUCUACACCCAGAAAAACAUGAAAGCUCAGGAGGAGAUGAUCUCGGAGCUUCGCCAGCAGAAGUUUUACCUGGAAUCUCAGUCUGGGAAGCUGGAGGCCCAGAAUGCCAAACUGGAGGAGCAUCUAGAGAAAAUGAGUCAGCAAGAGCAAAGCAAUAAGAGCCGCGUAAUGGAGCUAGAAACCAGGCUCCGAGAGAUUGGGCUGGAGAAUGAGGAGCAGAAGCUGGAAAUCAAGCGUCAGGUGACAGAGCUGACCUUGUCACUGCAAGAGCGCGAAUCUCAGAUAAGCAACCUGCAGGCAGCUCGCCAUGCCCUGGAGAGCCAGCUACAGCAGGCCAAGACUGAGCUGGAAGAGACCACAGCAGAGGCUGAGGAGGAGAUCACGGUGCUCAGAGCACACAGAGAUGAGAUACAACGCAAGUAUGAUGCCUUGAGAGACAGCUGUGCUGUGAUCACAGACCUUGAGGAGCAGCUGACCACACUGACUCAGGAGAAUGCUGAGUUGAAUCGCCAGAACUUCUACUUAUCCAAGCAGCUGGAUGAGGCCUCAGAUGAGAGGGAGGAUAGACUGCAUCUCACCCAGGAUGUGGACAGGCUGCGGCGUGAGGUGGCUGACCGUGAAAUGCACCUUAACAACCAGAAACAGAACCUUGAGACUCUGAAGACCACGUGCACCAUGCUGGAGGAACAGGUUCUGGAGCUGGAGACCAUGAACGAUGAGCUGCUGGAGAAGGAGAGACAAUGGGAGGCCUGGAGGACAACGCUAGAGGAGGAGAAAAGCCAGGCUGAGAGGAGGACCAGGGAUGUUCAGAGGCUGUUGGACACUGAGAAACAGAGCAGGCUUCGUGCAGAGCAGCGCAGCUCUGAGUCUCGCCAGGCUGUGGAGCAGGCAGUUAAGGAGCACAAAGCUGAGAUCCUGGCCCUGCAACAGGCCCUUAAAGACCAGAAACUCAAGGCUGAAAGCCUUGCAGAUACUCUCAAUGAUCUGGAAAAAAAGCAUGCCAUGCUGGAGAUGAACGCCCGUAGUUUGCAGCAAAAGCUAGAGAGCGAACGGGAUGUGAAGCAGAGAAUGCUGGAAGAACAAGAGAAACUGCAGCAGCAGAUGGAUGCUCAGAAGACCCACAUUUUCCGCCUGACCCAGGGGCUGCAGGAUGCUUUGGACCAGACUGAUCUGCUCAAAACGGAGAGAACUGAUCUGGAAUACCAGCUGGAGAAUAUCCAGCUCCACCUGCAGGCUGUAUACUCUCAUGAGAAGGUGAAAAUGGAAGGAACCAUCACCCAGCAGACCAAGCUCAUAGACUUCCUUCAGACACAGGCCCAUGGUGGCUCCAAGAAGAAAAAGGGUCUUUUUGGGCGCCGUCGGGAGGAUCUGUUGGCUGCCAUGGCGGCUCAGGCCCAGGCUCAGGGUCAGGGUCAGAGUCCAGGCCAGGUUUCUCCUGUGCCCCCCAUCCAGCCCGUGCCUCUGCAGUACAGUGACAUGAAGGCAGCUUUGGAUAAAGAGCGUGCUCGUUGCUCUGAGCUGGAAGAUGCUCUGCAGAAAAUGAGAGGAGAGCUCCGAUCGCUAAGAGAAGAAGCUCUCCAGUAUAAGGAUCAUGGCAACGCUGCAAACCCUGCCACAGCCCGACAGCAGAUAAUCAUGGCUGCCAUGGUGAAGUCUCCAGAGCACCAGCAGGGCCCGACCAGCCUGGUACCCUCCAACUCUGGACGCAGGAAGGAUACUCCAACACCUGAAGAAGGAAGGAGAGUCACUUUUGAAAAGUACAGUCGUCGCUUGAAGGACAGUCAGAGAGACAGAGAGCGGGAGAGAGAGAAGGUGGUGCACCACAACACCCCUCACCGAUUCUCAGUGGGACUCAACAUGAGAGCCGCCAAGUGUACUGUGUGCCUGGAUACUGUUCACUUUGGUCGCCAAGCAGCGACCUGUCUCGAGUGUCACGCUUUGUGUCACCCAAAAUGCUCCGCCUGCCUCCCAUCUACAUGUGGCAUGUCCAGCGACUGCUCCCUGCACCUGUCCGAAGGCCUGUGUCGAGACAAAGGCAGCUCUCCGGCACAGCAGCUCAAAGAGGCCGGCGGACACAUGCACCUGGAGGGAUGGAUGAAGCAGCCCAGGAAUGGAAAACGAGGCCAGGGCUGGGAGAGAAAAUACGUGGUCCUGGAUGGCACUAAAGUGUCCAUCUACGACAUUGAGCCCAGAGAAGAGUCUGUGAAGCCUCUGGAGGAGUUUGACCUGUGUCUGUCUGAUGGAGAAGUGGUGGUUCAUGGAGCUGUAGGAGCAUCUGAGCUGCCAAACACUGCCAAGUCAGAUGUUCCCUACGUCCUGAAGCUAGAGUCCCGUUGUCACCCUCCCUGCUGGCCUGGUCAGGCUAUCUACUUCAUGGCCCCCAGUUUCCCAGACAAACAGCGCUGGGUGGCUGUGAUGGAGUCUGUGGUGGCUGGUGGACGAGCUUCUCGGGAGAAGGCGGAGGCUGACGCAGCUGCUGUGUCCAAAAGACAAAUGGUUCUGUCUCCACUGGUCCAGAAGCUGCUUGGAAAUUCUCUACUUAAGCUGGAAGGAGAUGACAGACUGGAUAUUAACUGCACCCUGCCUCUCACAGAUCAGAUUGUUCUGGUGGGAUCUGAGGAGGGACUCUAUGCACUGAAUGUUAUCAAAAACUCUCUGACUCAUAUCCCAGGCCUGGGAUCAGUUUUUCAGAUACAAAUCAUCAAGGAGCAGGAGAAACUGCUGAUGAUUGUUGGGGAUGAGAGAGCGUUAUGUUUGGUGGAGAUUAAGAGGGUGAAGCAGUGUCUGGCUCAGUCCCACCUGCCCAGCCAGUCUGAACUGGCUCCUUACAUCUUUGAGACAGUAAAAGGAUGUCAUCUGUUUGCUGCUGGAAGAGUGGACAACGGGCCUUGUAUAUGUGCUGCUAUGCCAAAUAAAAUAACCAUUCUGCGCUACAAUGACAAUCUUAACAAAUACUGCAUUCGUAAGGAAAUUGAAACUCUGGAGCCCUGCAGUUGCAUCCAUCUUACCAGCUACAGCAUCAUCAUUGGCACCAACAAGUUCUAUGAGAUUGAAAUGAAGCAGUAUGUACUUGAAGAGUUCUUGGACAAGAACGACGUGUCUCUGGCUUCAGCUGUGUUUGCAGCCUCUUCUCACAGUUUCCCCAUCGCCAUCAUGCAGGUGGCCAGCAGUAUGCAGAAGGAGGAAUACGUUCUAUGUUUUCAUGAGUUUGGUGUGUUUGUGGACUCUUAUGGACGAAGAAGCCGCACUGAGGAAAUCAAGUGGAGCCGUCUGCCUCUGUCUUUUGCCUACAGAGAACCCUACCUGUUUGUGACCUACUUCAACUCCCUGGAUGUCAUCGAGAUUCAGGGACACGCAGCUUUGGGUCCCACAGUUCUGGCCCACCUUGACAUUCCAAACCCUCGUUACCUGGGCCCAGCCAUCUCUUCUGGAGCCAUUUACCUCGCCUCCUCCUACCAGAACAAACUGCGGGUCAUCUGCUGUAAGGGAAGCCUGAUCAGAGAGUCGGGAGAGCUGCAGAGGACCGGCUCCAGUCGAGGUAGUCCCAGUAAGAGAGGCCCCCCCACCUACACAGAGCACAUCACAAAGCGUUUAACUUCGGGCCCUGGCAGCCAUGACGGCUUGCAUCGGGAGCCAAGCACCCCGCACCAUUACCGGGAAGGUCGCACUGAAUUCAGAAGAGAUAAAUCUCCUGCUCGUCCACUGGACAGGGAGAAGUCACCAGGCAGGGUGCUGGACAGUCGCAGGGAGAGGUCUCCGGGGAGAUUCGGGGACAGCACUCGGCUGCAUGCGGGGUCCGUCCGAACACAGCUGGCCCCUGUUAAUAAGGUGUGGGAUCAGUCAUCAGUGUGAACCCUCAGUGCCACUCACAGCUGGAGGCCGAAGAGAACACAAGAAACCCUUAAUUCACUCUAA